CAAUGUUUACCUACAGAAGUACAAGCGUAUACGAAAGGUUGUUGAAGUGUAUAUGCAUUUCUGCAAUUGCGCUUCGUAGAAUGUAUCAGAAAGUUGAAAUCAUCAUAUGAAAUAAAUGCGCAGUGCUGUCGUUUCUGGAGUAAUUAGAGGAUAUACUAUUGUAACACGCUGUAAUACUUACGUGAAAUGACACGGAAACGACUCGACUUCAUCUGAUGUGACUGUAAUUGGGUGUUAUCCUCUUGGUUGUUAUGAAGUUUAUGUUAAAGUACCUACAAAUGAACAAGGUUUUGUCGUCUUUUUCUUUUUUAAUGUACAUAUCCUGACACAAAGAAUGUGGAGCACCCAGAAGUAGUAGUUGGAUGUCAACAGAACUUUUCCUACACUUGCACACGAUUGUCAGGUGCCUGGUGACAAGUAAACAUGAUCAUCUAUGUAACAUCCACCACAGUUGACAGGAAGUGCAACUCAAAGCAUUAGAUAACCUGUAAAAGCAGUUUCACUAUGGAUGCAGUAACUAAACACAAAGAAACACUGCUGUGAAUAUGACCGCAAGAGCAAAAGCGGGAACAGAAUCAGCGCCAACUUCAGAGUCCGGCCCAUCAUCAGGGUCCGGCCCAUCAUCAGGGUCCGGCCCAUCAUCAGGGUCUGGCCCUUCAUCAGCGUCCGGCCCUUCGUCAGCGACCGGUACUUCUUCAGUGACAUUGGAGACAUCGGUGACAUCACAGGCAUCACACAGUGAUCCAGAGCACUGUGCAUUGGCGGCAUCGGCACCAUUGGCGGCAGCAGCAGCUGAACAGCCCAAGACAUCAGCUGAACCACCACUACCGCAAAUAUCAACACAGCCACCAGCGCCACCAGCAGCUCUGUCAGACACAGCACCAUUAGCACCACUGUCGCCAGCAUCUGCACCAUUAGCUGCAGUACCAAACGAACAGCUCAUCGUCACCGCAGUGCCGUCAUUGCCGUUUCCAGGUGAAAAUGCAGGCAGUGCUGAUGUGUUAGCGCAGGGAUCUGACGAAGACCUGAUUGUGGAAUAUAACGAUUCCAUACCAUUGUUCGAGAGCGAUACACAUGAUAUGUACGUGAUUGUGGAUGAUUCAGAUUACACCUUCGAAUUGCCCUUUGAGUGUAUGGAGAGUGGGAGAUAUGCUGCUGAAGCAUAUAUGUGAAUUAUUCUCAUCCUCAACUGAAGAUCUUAUACCUUACGUGUUUUACUAUUAUAAAUUAUUCAUAAACAUAAACAUUUUAUUGCCUAUCAUAAUAUAGAAAUAGUGUCUUGUAUAACCUAUCAUAUAUUAGUGAUAAAUAAAGUACUUUCACCCCC
Molecule: messenger RNA, 1327 nt
Organism: Schistocerca americana (American grasshopper)
Lineage: Eukaryota; Metazoa; Arthropoda; Insecta; Orthoptera; Acrididae
Product: testis-specific gene A8 protein-like
Exons: 8
Coding region: 546-1172 (208 amino acids)
Source: RefSeq, a predicted model, not a curated record